AUGCCAGCCGACUUUGACAAGCAGAGCUACUGGCACAAGCGCUUCGCUUCCGAAAAGGCCUUUGAGUGGCUCCUCAAGUCGGCCGACUUCAUGCCGCUAGUCGAGCCGGUCCUCCAACGGUUGGACCCGGCCACCGCCCGGAUCCUCCACAUCGGCUUUGGCACCAGCGACCUUCAAAACCACUUCCGGGCCCGGGGCUUCCGCAACCUCCUUAAUGUCGACUACGAGCCUCUCGCCAUUGACCGCGGCCGCGAACUUGAGACGCAGGCAUUUGGAGAUGUGCAAAUGCGUUACGAGGUUCAAGAUGCUACACAGCUCGAUCUAAAAGAAAAGUUUGAUCUCAUCGUUGACAAGAGCACCGUUGACGCGAUUUCAUGCGCCGGCGAGACCCCGCUACGCCGUAUGGCCGCCGGCAUCCGGAAUUGUCUUGCCGAUGGCGGUGUAUGGGUUUCCCUCAGCUACUCUUCCUCGCGCUUCGACCUUGAUGACCUACCCUUUGAUAUCGAGGUCCUUGCCAAGGUUCCCACACCCAAGCUACUACCACAUGAUCCGGACCUAUACUACUGGUGCUAUCUCCUCCGGCCGAAGCGAGACACACCCUUCGACUCCCCCGCCGCAAUGGACGACAAUCCCGCCGGGGAAGGCUAAUGCGCCGGCGCGCGAUGCAUGCAAGUCGGGCAUUUAUCAAGGGUGUAUUAUACACACCAAAGGGAUGCAAUGGAAACACUGAUCCCUGUUCACGACCCCCCCCGAUUUCUCGGUUCGGUUCGCCUCUGGACAAUCAAACUUGACGAAUUUGCGAGAUGGGUCAAAGCGUUUGGGUCGUCUCGUCUCGGCUUGCCGUAGGAUUCAAAGCCACGCCAAGGAGCUUUAAAUCCUACAAAGUAACCCUAUGCCCGAAUUUAGCUUGACAUUUCUCAACACAUGAACCUCAUGUGGACGCCAAGACGAGACAAAAGCAUUUAGAGGGCGAAUAUAGUUGGAGGAUCACUUGACGGAGUCUGGUAAAUAAAAGGGAACAUUUAUUUUGGUGAUUA
Fusarium vanettenii 77-13-4 is the source of this 1037-nucleotide messenger RNA. RefSeq lists its product as uncharacterized. Bases 1 to 648 code for a protein of 215 amino acids. The transcript has a single exon. The record is from RefSeq and is a predicted model, not a curated record. NCBI's taxonomy places the organism in Eukaryota, Fungi, Ascomycota, Sordariomycetes, Hypocreales, Nectriaceae.